AUGGAGGACGAGAAAGAGAAAAAGGAGGAAGAGGAACAUCUGACGGAGGAUAAUAAAGAGGAUAAACAUCAGGAGGAGGAGACUAAGGAGAAGGAGGAUGAAGAGAAUAAGAAGGAUGAACAUCUGGUCAGGGAGGAGGAGAAAAAGGAAGAUAAACAUCUGGAGGAGGAGGAGAAUAUGGAGAUGGGGGAAGAGGAAAAUAAGGAAAAAGAACAUCUGGAGGAGGAAGCUAAGGAGGUGAAACAUCAUGGGGCAAAUGAGGAUAAGGAGAACAAAUUAGAACAUCUGAAGGAGGAGAAACAUCAGGAUAAGGAGAAACGCGUUGCAGAGGAGCUUAUCAAGGAGGCAGAGAAAGAGUUCGGAGAACUUUGUGAUGUGAGGUGGUGGUACAGAGUGUACACGUCCCAGCCCACAAUACGGAUAAGAACCAUCAGCCGAUGUCCCACAUUUUAUACCAUGGAGACCAUAGAAGAAGAAAUGGAAGAAGAGGGGGAGGAAAGACCAAGAAGAAGAUCCUGGGUCCCCAAGUGCUUUAGGAGGAACCGUCCAAGAGGCCUCAGCAGAGGGGAGAGCUGGGGGCUAAGAUUCCUGAGAAGAUUGUGCUGCUUCAGCAGAGAAACCAUUGAGUGAACACUCUAAUCCUUGCUCCAGCUCGCAGUAGUGCGACACCCGAUGAGCAGCCAAGACUUUCCUAGGAUAAGAAGGUGUCAGCGUUUGAGUCUCUUCUGGCUACGCUUUAGCCUGCAGCCCGUCCGCCACAAUGAAACGCUACUUGAUGUUUUAUCUGUAUGCCCACGCGCCACUUCAACCGUGUGGUGCAAUGUGAUGUGGCAAAGCAGCAUUUGUAGCUCCUUGAGCAGAUUCUUGAGGCAUUUCCUUAUUUCCUGGACCCCUCCAGAACUGGACCCUUAAGACACUACACUCCUGAGGUCGUCGCGGCAAACCUCCACUUCGUGAUGUCGCCAUUCUCCGUGAGCCAGUCCGUUCAUUUGUAGAAUCAGACGAGCUGCUCCCUCACUGUUCAUCAGCACCACCAUCCAGAGACUCCGUCUGGACACUUCCCGAUCCUCACAGGAACCUCCUCCCCUCACACAGGGAGUACACGAUGCAACAAGCCAUUUACUCAGUGCAGUGUCAAACCUGCAUUUUCAGUUUGAUAAUAAACUUGUAAGAGUCCAAGACGGCCCAGAAAUGAGCUAUUUCCAAACUUUGCAACCUAAAUAAGUUCAUUGUAUUUCUCUAACAGGAAGCUCCAAUACAGACUUAGGCCUUAUUCACACGUCAGUGUUUUGGUCAGUGAUUUCCAUCAGUGAAUUUGAGCUCAAACUAUGUGCGGCUCUGAACACAGAACAGGUGCAGAUCUGACCCUUAUACCUGAUCUGUGUGAAGGCUCCACGCCUGG
Messenger RNA from Bufo gargarizans (Asiatic toad), 1402 nucleotides. RefSeq names its product ABC transporter F family member 4-like. The coding region runs from base 1 to 630 and encodes 209 amino acids. The record is from RefSeq and is a predicted model, not a curated record. The transcript has 8 exons. Lineage: Eukaryota; Metazoa; Chordata; Amphibia; Anura; Bufonidae.